Podospora pseudopauciseta is the source of this 1818-nucleotide messenger RNA. RefSeq lists its product as uncharacterized. Lineage: Eukaryota; Fungi; Ascomycota; Sordariomycetes; Sordariales; Podosporaceae. The transcript has 2 exons. The record is from RefSeq and is a predicted model, not a curated record. Bases 364 to 1644 code for a protein of 426 amino acids. Gene Ontology annotation, molecular function: FMN binding; oxidoreductase activity.
ACAAGAAGGUAAAGUUUGUCCGUUUGACAAAUAUCUCGAAGAAAAUACCUGCUAAACGGACACUUUGGUGAUGGUCCAGCGUCAACACCGAGGCCCGCCGUAUGACCCAAUGUGAUACGCGUGCCUUAUGGAAGUGAGGCAGUGAAGUCAAAAGGGAAACAUGGGAACGGGCAUGAUCCACUUGGGCAACGGAAGUAGACAAACCAAGGCCUCCAUGCUCAAGUAUAAACACCACCAUGCCCACUGCAUAGCUGGACCUGUUGCUGACUCCAGACCACACCACCGUAUCCUGAUAUCACGCUUUGACCCCCUGAAUCUUCAAUACUCACCAAAGCUCCUUCCGCCCCUUCAGCAACACCCAAAAUGCCUCCAUCACCUAACCUCCUCCUCUCCCAACCCCUAACCCUCCCCGUCUCCAACCUCACCAUCCCCAACCGCCUCGCCAAAGCCUCCAUGUUCGAAGACUGCGCCGAUCCCACCACCAACCUCCCCUCCCCCCAAUUAAAAGCCAUCUCCUCCUCCUGGUCCACCGGCUCCUGGGGCCUUAUCCUCACCGGCUCGGUAGCCAUCGACCCCCUCCAAGUCACCACCAACGCCGUUCUGGCCAACCAACCCAACCUCCCCGAAGAAACCCUCCUCUCCUCCCUCCAAUCCUGGGCAGCUUCCUUCCGCCCCCCUGCCUCCUCCACCACCCCCCCAUCCCCAGUAAUAGUCCAACUAAUCCACCCGGGCAAACAACUCCUCCGCUUCGCCUCUAAAGCCCGCUCCAUGUUCGAACCCCCCUUGGCCCCCUCCCCCAUUCCCCUUGACCUAGGCCCCGGCCUCCUCCCAAAGAUAGCCCGCACCCUCCUCUUCGCCCACCCCCGAGAAAUGACCCUCCCCGAAAUCCAAUCCCUCAUCACCAAGCACGCCCACUCCGCCCUCAUCCUCGCCAAAGCCGGCUUCAACGGCGUCCAGAUCCACGCCGCCCACGGCUUCCUCCUCACGCAGUUCCUUUCCCCUCAUUCCAACAAGCGAACCGAUGCCUACGGUGGCACAGCUGCCAAGCGAGCCCGCGUCAUCCUCGAGAUCAUCGCUGCCGUGAGGGAAGCCACCAAAGAAUACAAAGGGUUCGUCGUAGGCCUCAAGCUAAACAGCGUGGAUCACCAGCAAACCGACAGGCAAGGCAAAGAAGACAGCAUCGAGCAGCUCCGACUCCUGGCAAAGACAGAGCUGGAUUUUGUCGAGAUCAGCGGGGGCAGUUUUGAGGAUAUCAAACCCAGGGAGAUGCUCGCCGAGAGCACGAAGAAAAGAGAGGCGUUCUUUCUCGAGUUUGCCAGAGUAGCUAAGCGGGAGUUGGCCGGGAUUCCAUUGAUGGUUACGGGCGGCUUCACCACCAGGCUUGGGAUGGAGGAGGCGCUCAGGAGGGGUGAUUGCGAUAUGGUUGGGUUGGCAAGGCCCUCGAUUUUCGACCCUUUGCUUCCGAGGAAUGUCCUCUUGAACCCAGAGGUCAAAGAUGAGGAUGCCAAGGUGACCCGUGUCAAUGUUCCGGUGCCUUGGUUGUUGCAAAAGAUUCCGCUCAAGCUGGUUGGGGCUGGUGUGGAUGGUCAAUUCCACGCCAAGAAACUGCAAGCACUCGGAAGCACCGAGAACAAGAAGGCUUGAUAGGACAUACCAGAGACCAUUGCAGGAAUAACUGGAAGUUGUGGAGGGUGCAAGCCAGCUAGCCGAGUGGCGCACCUGGGUUUGUAAUGGGUGUUAGAGCAGACGAAUGGAAGAAAACCUGUAUGCAGAUACUUACGUAUGAGGAUAGAGAGACAGAAAGAGUUUACCUUUUUA